Uloborus diversus is the source of this 648-nucleotide messenger RNA. Its product is annotated as matrilin-2-like. The transcript is spliced from 6 exons. Lineage: Eukaryota; Metazoa; Arthropoda; Arachnida; Araneae; Uloboridae. Gene Ontology annotation, molecular function: calcium ion binding. The record is from RefSeq and is a predicted model, not a curated record. The coding region runs from base 1 to 648 and encodes 215 amino acids.
AUGGUGGUUCCUGGACUCUCCUCCAAAAUUGAUCCUUGCUCCGAGAACAAUGGUGGUUGCUCGCAGAUUUGUAUCAAUGCUGCUGAAACAAUGACGUGUUCCUGCCAUGAUGGAUACGAAUUGGAAGAAGAUGGAAAAUUAUGUAAAAAAAUUGAUCCUUGCUCCGAGAACAAUGGCGGUUGCUCGCAGAUUUGUAUCAAUGCUGCUGAAACAAUGACGUGUUCCUGCCAUGAUGGAUACGAAUUGGAAGAAGAUGGAAAAUCAUGUAAAAAAUUUGAUCCUUGUAAACACAACAAUGGUGGAUGUGAUCAUAUUUGUCAGCCUGAAGAUUUGGUCGCCAUUUGCAAAUGUCACGAAGAUUACGAGUUGGAUACUGAUAACAAAUCUUGCAAAAGGAAGAACCCUUGCUUGAAAGAAAAGGGUGGUUGUGAUCAUCUGUGUCAGUUUGAAGACGGAAUUGUGUUUUGUACUUGCCAUCAUGGUUUUGAAUUGAAAGAAGACGGGAAAACUUGCAAAAGAAUCAACCCUUGUGAAUUAUCAAAUGGUGGAUGUGAACACAUUUGUGAUUCAUACGACGAUUCCGCUCGAUGUAGUUGCAACAACGGGUUCACUAUUCAAGAAGAUAUGAAGUCUUGUAAAGGUGUGUAA